Messenger RNA from Toxotes jaculatrix (banded archerfish), 339 nucleotides. Its product is annotated as guanylin-like. The record is from RefSeq and is a predicted model, not a curated record. Gene Ontology annotation, molecular function: guanylate cyclase activator activity. The coding region runs from base 10 to 339 and encodes 109 amino acids. The transcript has 3 exons. NCBI's taxonomy places the organism in Eukaryota, Metazoa, Chordata, Actinopteri, Toxotidae. Gene Ontology annotation, cellular component: extracellular region.
CAUUUGAAAAUGAGAUCGCUCAGUGCUGUCGUUGUUUUGGUGCUCUGUGUGUGUGGUGGAGCUCUAGGUGUGCAAGUUAAGGUUGGAGACAAGAGUUUCCCCUUGGAGGCAGUGAAGCAGCUGAAGGAGCUGAUGGAUUUGGAUGACUACGUUAGCCCUCAACUCACUGAGACAAGUGUUGUAGCCGUUUGCGCCAACCCUCUCCUGCCGCAAGUCUUUCAGCCAGUUUGCCAAGGGAAAGGAAGAGGCUUUGUUCUCUCCAAACUAGUGUAUAUCAUCUCGCCUUCGGAUCCUUGUGAAAUAUGUGCCAACCCCUCCUGCUAUGGGUGUCUGAUCUGA